AUGGCUACGUCUAACUAUCUCCUGUGUGAUGAUGAGCCGGCUUUCCGGAUGACUCGAAUCCGAUCUGCCCAAGCACGGAUCUUGGAUCCGUUUUCGAUAAAAGCCGCCCGAAUACAAACUGUCCGUGUGUCUUGGGCUGAGGUUGUUGCUGGUAUCCACCUGCCAGAUAUUUUCACAGCAGUAUACAGUACUUCUCUAGUACAAUUGGGGAAAAACUACGUGAUUUCGGUAGUUCAAGAUGAAGAUGUGCUCGAUCCCGAAAACUCACACUCUCGGUAA
This is a messenger RNA of Opisthorchis viverrini, 279 nucleotides long. RefSeq lists its product as hypothetical. Bases 1 to 279 code for a protein of 92 amino acids. Lineage: Eukaryota; Metazoa; Platyhelminthes; Trematoda; Opisthorchiida; Opisthorchiidae. The record is from RefSeq and is a predicted model, not a curated record. The transcript has 3 exons.